Messenger RNA from Drosophila sechellia, 952 nucleotides. It is a transcript of the gene Rtnl2, whose product is annotated as reticulon Rtnl2. Lineage: Eukaryota; Metazoa; Arthropoda; Insecta; Diptera; Drosophilidae. The transcript is spliced from 3 exons. The coding region runs from base 67 to 867 and encodes 266 amino acids. Gene Ontology annotation, cellular component: endoplasmic reticulum membrane. The record is from RefSeq and is a predicted model, not a curated record.
GUCAAAAGGCUAACAUUUUUUUUAAUCUACUAUUUUUCUGUGGAUUAUUCUUAAAACGCUUCGAAAAUGCCAUCAGAACGUGCUCUAAAGACAUUCGAAAAUAUGAGUACCGAUACUUCGAUAAAGACUAAGGACUCCAGCCAGUUAUUUAUGGAUCUGAAGAACCUGUUGUUGUGGCGCAAUGGCCGAAAGACUUUGAUCGUCUUCACGGGCAUCCUGCUCCUCCUGCUGGAUGUGAUGGUCCACUCGGUGAUCAGUGUGAUAAGCAUGGUAGGGAUCACAGUUCUCAUCGCAGCUAUUGGCCAUCGCCUUUUGGUACAGUUUUGGAGUAUCUGGAAGAAGGAUGGGAACAAAGAUCAGAUCUUACGUUUCUAUCCUCACGCGAAGAUAGAAAUUCCCCGGGAGGAGACUCUUUAUCUGGCCGGGAAAGCAGUUUCCCAUCUGAAUUUAAUUUUGAACCGUAUGAUAGAAUUGUUGCUGGUGGAAAAGUGGGAGGAUUCCUUGAAGUUCCUAGUUUUGCUAUGCGGCAUCAAUUUGCUGGGCGAUUGCUUCAACGGAUGGACUUUGCUUAUAUUUGGACACUUGUUUAUUUUCACCGUACCAAAACUGUACGAGUCGUAUAAGCCAUUCGUAGAUGUCCAGAUACGGAAAUUCCGUAAAUGCCAGAGGGAUAAAUCGAACGUAGUCGAACCUAAAGCUGAAAACCCUAUUUGUAUUCAGAAAGAGUGUCCGCCGGAGUCACCAUACGAGGGUGAAGAAUCCAAAGAGGGCAAAGUGCUUUAUGAGGCAUGCGAUAAUGAGCCAGUCCACAAAGUAUGUCGUUGUCCUGAUUGCGAGCACGGCUAUUUGCCAAUUGAGGCACGCUGAACUAUAUUCAUAUAAAUAUUAAUCUAGCCUCUUUGAUGUUAUUGUUCAAAAUUAAUGUUGGGGAAAUAUAUAUUCUAUAUUUUUU